AUGACCUGGCUGUCUGUUCCUCACUAUGGUCGGUACCUCUACCGUACCGCCUCGAAAGAACCUUUCUUCUGGCAAGCCGACACCGCCUGGGAGCUCAUCCAUCGCCUCAACAAGACGUCCAUCGAUUUCUAUCUCAGGACCCGUGCCGAGCAGGGCUACAAUGUCGUCCAGACGGUCGUAAUUUCAGAGCUGAACGGUACAACGCGCACAAACUUUUACGGUGAUCUACCGUUCAGCAACUCGGAUUCCACCAAACCGAAUGAAGCGUACUUCGAGUUGGUGGACUGGACGGUGGACCUAGCUGCAAGCUACGGCAUUUUGAUCGUUUUGGUCCCCACGUGGGGCAUGUACGUGAGCGGCGGUUGGCACAAUUUCGACCGCAUUUUCAACGAGUCGAACGCGUACAAGUGGGGUCAGUACAUCGGUAACCGGUACCCUGGUUUGCCGAAGAUUCUAGGUGGUGACUCGAACGCUCUGUGGUCGUGGAACAUGUCCGCGGUGCAGAAUGCGUACAAUGAAAACCCGGAUCAAGAUUUGGUGAGCGUGUUGGCUCCCGUGGAAGACACUUCGUCUGUUUGGUCGAGCAUGCGUCGUGGACUCAAGGACUCGGAAAGUCAACACGGCUACGAUUCGUUGGUGAUUUACCAUCCCAACAACAUAUCGAGUUUCUAUCGACACGUUCUCGCCAGCGAUCGGCUGGGACUCGACCAAGAAGUUAUUGAUCUAGAGAAUCACUAUGAAGGAGCUCACGACAGUUUUGAUCUGGACAAGGUCAUCUGGAAUGCCUCGCACAUUCGCACGGGUCUGUACCAUGGUGUAUACAGUGGCGCGUCGGGUUUUACUUACGGUGCCAACAGUGUGUGGCAAAUGUACGAGCCACGGACUGCUCUGCUUCGCGAUAGCGAUUGGUUCCCGGCGCAGAUCAACCAGAACGAAUCAGGAUCUUGGCGUGAAGAUAUCUACUUUGAGGACGCUACCCAGGCUAAGUACGUCACCAAGCCUCUCAGUGGCCUCUCUACUGCAGUUCUGGAAUCUCUGGAGCCCGCUCGAGAGCUUCUUUCUAGCCCAAGCAACCACACUGGAAAAUCGGUCAACACGUACGAAGGCACGCGUUACAUUUCCAUCUUGGCUUCAAAGAUUCUCGACCGCUUCUACGUCUACACUGGACACGGUGACUCGUUCGCUCUCGAUCUUGGGGACGGUUCGCGUAGUAGUCGCUCUGGAAGCGCUACAUGGCUCUCUCCUCGGGAUGGUCAGUACUACGCGAGUUCGACCGUGGAUGUCCCUGCGAACAACGCCCGCAUUGACUUCUACCCUCCAACUACCGGUGGCAUCGACAACGACUGGCUGCUGGUACUGGAGUUUUAAGCUGGCGAGUCUACGAGGGUAAAGUAGCGUUGGUAGUAAAACUCCCAACCUGACAAGUUUAGUGCCAUAAGUACUGUCCAUUCUUUUUCUUCUGCUGUCGUCCAGUGCAGUUCAAUGGAUCACC
This is a messenger RNA of Phytophthora nicotianae INRA-310, 1492 nucleotides long. RefSeq lists its product as hypothetical. The record is from RefSeq and is a predicted model, not a curated record. The transcript is spliced from 2 exons. The coding region runs from base 1 to 1368 and encodes 455 amino acids. NCBI's taxonomy places the organism in Eukaryota, Oomycota, Peronosporomycetes, Peronosporales, Peronosporaceae.